AUGGCCGAAUAUUCGAUUCGUGAGCGCAUCAUCCCAUGGGAGGGUCUCGCUCGUUCGGGCACGAUUAGCGAGGACGACGCCUCCAAUAUCAAGCUUUUGGAGAAAAGCCAAGGCGACCAGCGUGCCCAAGUGGUCACUAGUCAAUUAGACGGUUACGUCCACACUUUACUCGAUGUGUUGAAUAAAGUUGCCGACCUGGGGAAGACCGACGUCCAAAAGAACGUGUUGACGGUAAUCAACGACUUGUUGUUGUCAAGUGCAGACUUCUUGAAUGCUACGGUGAAAUCUCAGGAUCCUUAUUCUCUGUUCAUCAAAGUUCUUAAGGGGAAGAACGACCCUGCAGUGGAUGUGCUUGCCUUGUACGACUUGACGAUUUUGAUGAGCAAGGCUGCCAAAUCUGGCAACAACGAACCUUCUAAUGACUUUUUGGUUACUGUGUUCGAUCGUCUUAGCCAGUUCAUCGGCUCGAAAGACGCCAACUACCAAUCACUUGCAGUUCAAUUGUUGCAAGAAUUGCUCAUCACUAAAUCGUACAAGCAAGUGUACGCUGACAAUCAUAUGGUGCAAAACUAUAAACCACUUGAUGAUUUGAUCGCUCAGCUGGCAAAGCAGGCGGUCGGGUUGCAAUUGCUGUACAACGUGCUUGUCACCACGUGGGUGUUGUCGUUUUCGGCAUCCAUCAACAAGGUGUUGGUGCGUAACUAUCCAGACUUGAUUGGACUGUUGUUACAAAUCGCGAAAGAUCUGAUUAAACUUAAGAUUGUCAGAAUCUCGGUGGCUAUCUUACGUAACUUUGUUGAGAUCGCCGAAUCCGCUGACAGUCAGUUCCAAAUCAUCAAAUUGUUGAUGUUUAACGAUGCCCUACUGACGCUUAAAGUGUUGCGUGAACGUAAGUUUGCCGCCAACUCGAGUGAUGAAGAAUUGGCCAGUGACUUGGCCUAUUUGAGCGAGAAACUAGAAGAGAUCGUCCAAACCAAAUUAACUUCGCUAGACGAAUAUUUGACUGAAUUGGAAAACCCCAAUUUGUUGUCAUGGGCACUGCCAACGCACAAGUCGCAAGAUUUCUGGAUGGAAAAUGCUGGCAAGUUCAAGGAUAACAACUACAAACUUGUCAAUCGCGUAUUUGAUCUCUUAGCUGACUCCAAGGUGCUGACAUCCGGUAAAGUGAUUCUUUUGAAUGAUGUCCAACAUCUCAUUAAGAACUUGGGCAGUGACUUGAUAACAUACAUCAACACCAAAAACGGUGGUCGUGACAAGUUGUUGGUGAUGAACUUGUUGGAAAAUAGCAAUGGCGAUAAUGAACUCAAGUACCAGGCAUUGAAGACGAUUCAAAUGCUUGUGGGACACGACUUCUAG
This is a messenger RNA of Diutina rugosa, 1356 nucleotides long. It is a transcript of the gene VMA13, whose product is annotated as H(+)-transporting V1 sector ATPase subunit H. The record is from RefSeq and is a predicted model, not a curated record. NCBI's taxonomy places the organism in Eukaryota, Fungi, Ascomycota, Pichiomycetes, Serinales, Debaryomycetaceae. Gene Ontology annotation, cellular component: fungal-type vacuole membrane; vacuolar proton-transporting V-type ATPase, V1 domain. Gene Ontology annotation, molecular function: proton-transporting ATPase activity, rotational mechanism. Bases 1 to 1356 code for a protein of 451 amino acids. Gene Ontology annotation, biological process: proton transmembrane transport. The transcript has 2 exons.